GGGAAAGGCCUGGCCUACUCAUCUUGCGAGGAGAGGGAGAGAGAGAGGCCUAGUGUUGCCCAAGAAUGAAGCCCAUGUCUUCUUCUUUCUUGUUCUUUAACCGGCCUCCCAAGAAGAAACUGGCAGUACCUGCUCGAACAUAUGAAGAAUUUUUGCUCUCUCAGAACUUGGAUAAUUGGCCAAGAUUCCCCUACAUGCAGGAAUUGGACAUCAGCCCUUUAAUUGCUAAAUUAAAAAAGGACUAUCCACUGAAAACUCUUACUAAGUAUCUUCGUGACAAUGUUCCACUGGUUACUGAAACUAUUUCCAACCUAGAAAAAAGAGUGCAGGAAUGCAAAAUAAAAGUAGAUGAGCAUGUUAAAUAUACAUUUGCUUUGGAAUCUGGACAAUCAGAAAUAGAUAACCAAGGGCUUUCUGUGCCAAAGGAAGUUGCAGAUACUUUUACUGAACCACAAGACAUAAGGAGGAACAAAAAACUUAAGGUUGCUGCAGACAUCAUACAAGACACAAAUUGUAAAACAGUUGAGAAUUUCAAGUUCCCUGGUUUCAACGUACAGAAACUGACAAAGCUACCGAACAAUCUGGAACCUGCACGUCUCUGGGAUUCAGUUCUAAAAGUUCAGACUUUCAAGGGAGUGAAUGUAAAAGUUUUGAAGAAAUUAUUUUUCUCAGAAGCAUCUCUAGCAAUUUUACAAGAUUGUUUUUGGUGGUGGUUUCUUCAUAAAUUCAAGCCUGAUGAAGACGAACAGGAUCACUUUUUUGACAGAAUAUCAGAUAGCUUUGUGGCACUUCUGUUGAGUACUCCCAAUUACAUAAAAGAUCCUUUCUUUCAGAUGUAUCCUGACUGCUUGUCACAAACCAUCUAUGUUAGUUUUUGUGAAGCUUUUCCUGAAUCCUAUAGACAUUUUAAUGAUGAGUUUAAAGAAGAAUUGAUGGAUUUAGUUUUCCAGUGGAUAAGAGGUUUCAAACCACGAAAAUUUGCUUGGAAGGAGUGGAAGAUAUGGUUGUUGCUAAAACAAAAAAGAGAUUCCUUUACUAAGUCAUCAUCAUUUAUAAAACCGCUGCAUCAAUCACGGUCUUCACUCUUCAACCUCCUGGACAAAACUCAGCGGGAACGCAAGGGUCAUAUAAAGGAAGGAACAAUUGGGCCAGUGCGGUUUCAGAUAGAAAGGGAGGUACGAAGGAAAAAAUCACAGAAGACAACGAAAGAGUCCCAUUAUAUUGGGGAUGGGCCGGACUUCCAGCGUUCGCUAUUCAACCUUGGUGGCCAAAGUCCACUGGUUCUGUAUUAUCUUCAGAUGCACGGGAUCUCCAAUACCCUAUCAAACACUCGGGCUUAUAGGAUCAAUCACAGUGAAAUCUGCAAAAUACCACCAGCUUCUCCAACUUACCUAGAUGUUAUUAAGGAGAGUCAAAUGUUUAUACACAAUCUGCACGAUGAUUUUAUUGACUUUGAACAUAGGUGUGGCGAGGAACUAGCGCAGUUGGAAGAAGGGAGACGAAAAAUGUGCAAGAAAUAUAAAAGGAUGAUGGCAACCAUCACCAAGAAGCCGACCGAAGCAAGGUUGAAAACAGAGAAGUUUCUCAACCAAGUGGCAAGUGCAAAGCCACGGCAGCUUAAAUCCACUGUACUUAAACCCAGUGGUGCAACCAUGUGAAGUCAUCUGAUAUUAAGUUGUGCAUGGCAAAAGCUGAAUUAAGCUUAGUGACAUAUUUGUUAUGUACCACUUUCAAAACAAUAAAGAAUGAGACAGAACAACUUUUUUU
Sceloporus undulatus (fence lizard) is the source of this 1767-nucleotide messenger RNA. RefSeq names its product family with sequence similarity 227 member B (gene FAM227B). Bases 66 to 1658 code for a protein of 530 amino acids. NCBI's taxonomy places the organism in Eukaryota, Metazoa, Chordata, Lepidosauria, Squamata, Phrynosomatidae. The transcript is spliced from 17 exons. The record is from RefSeq and is a predicted model, not a curated record.